CCGGUCGUGAGAAACAUGAGCUGCCAAGAGUUUCCGAAGGCAGAAGAAAAGGGCAAGCAAGUUAUUUUUAAGAAGUGUCGGAGGUCAGGAGGAACUCGAAAGGAAAAUUUAACGAGCCUGCCUCAGCGGGCUGGACACGUUUUGCCGGGAAAUCGGAAAUCAUCAGAGGGGAAAGUUCAUGAGGGGAGAAUCAAACACAAAGAGUUGGCGGGAGUUUAUGCCUUGACAGUUUGGAGCGAAAAGGGGUGCAUAGAACUAAUCAAGAGAAUUGUGAAUGGAUGCGAAAAGGCGGAAUGGUGGCCCGCUGGUGGGAGGAGCCUCGCAGGCCAAGCGGGGGAAAAUGGGCGGGGAGUGGGAUGAGACCCCCUCCCUCUUCGAGGAGGAGCUGGCCAUGCUGGACGAAGCAGAUAUGGAGAUGGAGUCAAUGGAAGGCCAGGCUGGACACGACGUCAUCCCUGUUGGAGACCUCUUCUCGGCUGAUCUGAACCCACGCUGGCGUCGCCCUCACGCGCCUCCGUUGGACCCCGAUGCAGACAAACUCAUUUUCCAACAGAUAGAGCUAGACUACUACUUAGGAUCUGCGGUGGAGGGGAUGCCCGGUCAGUCUCAGGGCAGCGUCCCCAUCAUCAGGAUGUUUGGAGUCACAGACAAUGGCAACUCGGUGUGCUGUCAUGUCCAUGGCUUCGCCCCCUAUUUCUACACUCCUGCUCCCGCUGGUUUUUCCAUCUCUCAUCUGAGUGACUUUAAGAAGGAGCUGAAUGCUGCUGUACUGAAGGAUAUGCGCUCCAAUAAGGACAACCUGUCUGUCACUGUGCUUGCUGUGGACAUUACGCGUAAAGAGAGCAUGUACGGCUUCCAUGGCAAACAGCCGCAGGAGUUCCUGCGCAUCACCAUGGCAACACCACGACUAAUCGCCCCAGCCAAACGACUUUUGGAGCAGGGCUUUAAAUUUGGUCCAUUUUCCAUCCAGAGUUAUCAAUCCUACGAGGCCAACAUAGACUUUGAGAUCAGGUUCAUGGUGGACAGCGAUGUGGUGGGCUGCUCCUGGGUCGAGCUGCCUGCAGGGAAGUACAGAGUGAGAGAGGAGAGGGGCACGGGGGAGGUGGCCUCUCGCCACCCAGGCAAGGUGUCUCUCUGUCAGUACGAGGUGGAUGUGGGCUGGACAGACCUGAUCAGUCACGCCGCAGAGGGAGACUGGCAGAGGAUUGCCCCGCUCAGGGUGCUGAGCUUUGACAUUGAGUGCGCCGGCAGAAAAGGCAUUUUCCCCGAGCCUGACAAGGAUCCGGUGAUCCAGAUCGCCUCCAUGGUGCAGCGGCAGGGGGAGAAGGAGCCCUUCAUCCGCACCGUCUUCACCCUGCAGUCGUGCGCCAGCAUCGUGGGCUCCCAGCUGCUCUGCUUCACCCAGGAGAAGCAGCUGCUGCAGAGCUGGGCAGAGUUCGUCAGGACGGUGGAUCCUGACAUCAUCACUGGCUACAACAUCCAGAAUUUUGACUUCCCCUACCUUCUGAACAGAGCGGCUGCGCUGAAGGUGAAUCUGUUCCCCUACCUGGGUCGAGUGCGGGGGAUCAAGUCAGUGCUGCGGGACUUGAACUUCCAGAGCAAGCAGAUGGGCCGGAGGGAGAACAAGACUGUGAACAUGGAGGGCAGGGUGCAGUUUGACCUGCUGCAGGUGUUGCUGAGAGACUACAAGCUGCGCUCUUACACCCUGAACGCCGUCAGCUUCCACUUCCUGCAGGAGCAGAAGGAGGACGUGCAACACUCCAUCAUCACAGACCUGCAGAACGGUAACGAGCAGACGCGGCGGAGGCUGGCGGUGUACUGCCUGAAGGACGCCUACCUCCCCCUGCGGCUCCUGCAGAAGCUCAUGUGUGUCAUUAACUACAUGGAGAUGGCCAGGGUCACGGGCGUGCCCCUCAGCUACCUGCUCUCACGAGGACAGCAGAUCAAAGUGGUGUCCCAGCUGCUCCGACAGGCGAUGAAGCAGGACCUGGUGAUGCCGGUAGUGAAGACAGAGGGAGGGGAAGACUACACUGGGGCCACUGUCAUCGAGCCCGAGAAAGGGUACUACAACAUACCCAUCGCGACCCUGGACUUCUCCUCCCUGUACCCCUCUAUCAUGAUGGCCCACAACCUCUGCUACACCACCCUGCUCAAGAAGGGCUCAGCGGAGAAACUGGGCCUUUCUCCGGAGGACUUCAUCAAGACACCCACGGGAGACUACUUUGUGAAGAGCUCUGUGAGGAAGGGGCUUCUGCCAGAGAUCCUGGAGAACCUGCUGUCUGCCAGAAAGAGGGCAAAGGCGGACCUGAAGAAGGAGACGGACCCCUUUAGGAAGCAGGUAUUGGACGGCAGACAGCUGGCCCUGAAGAUCAGUGCGAACUCUGUGUAUGGAUUCACCGGCGCCCAGGUGGGCAAGCUGCCCUGUUUGGAAAUCUCUCAGAGCGUCACUGGAUUUGGAAGACAGAUGAUUGAGCAAACUAAACAGCUUGUGGAAUCCAAGUACAUCAUAAGCAACGGUUAUCCAGCUGAUGCCAAGGUGAUCUACGGGGACACGGACUCAGUUAUGGUGAAACUGGGCGUGUCCACGGUGAAGGAGGCCAUGGAGGUGGGCCGGGAGGCAGCUGAAUGGGUCUCCAGUCACUUUGUCCCUCCCAUCAAGCUGGAGUUUGAAAAGGUGUAUUACCCGUACUUACUGAUCAACAAGAAGCGCUAUGCUGGCCUGUAUUUCUCCUCUAAUCCAGACACCCAUGACAAGAUGGACUGCAAAGGAAUAGAGACAGUGCGCAGAGACAACUGCCCCCUUGUGGCCAAUCUGAUCAACACCUGUCUGCAGAACAUUCUGAUAGAGAGGGACCCCCAGGGGGCGGUAGAGCACGCCAAGGAGGUUAUCUCAGACCUGCUGUGUAACCGCAUUGACAUCUCCCAGCUGGUCAUCACCAAGGAGCUGACCAGGACUGCACAAGAGUAUGCUGGGAAACAGGCCCAUGUGGAGCUGGCUGAGAGAAUGAGGAAGAGGGAUGCAGGCAGUGCCCCAAAUCUGGGAGACCGAGUACCCUACGUCAUCAUCAAAGCAGCCAAAGGAGUAGCAGCUUACAUGAAGUCUGAGGACCCGAUCUAUGUGCUGGAGAACAACAUCCCCAUAGACACACAGUACUACCUGGAGCAGCAGCUCUCCAAGCCCCUGCUGAGAAUCUUUGAGCCCAUCCUGGGAGAAAGCAAAGCUGAGAGCAUUCUGCUGAAGGGCGACCACACGCGCUGCAAGACCGUGCUGACCUCCAGAGUCGGAGGCCUCAUGGCCUUCGCCCAGAAGAGGAGCACCUGCAUCGGCUGCAAGGCAGUGCUGAAGACUGACGCGGCUGUUUGUGACUUCUGCAAGAAUCGGGAAUCAGAACUGUACCAGAAGGAGAUCUCGCACCUGAGCUCUCUGGAGGAACGCUUUUCCAGGCUGUGGACCCAGUGUCAGCGCUGCCAGGGAUCCCUGCACGAGGACGUCCUCUGUACCAGUCGAGACUGUCCCAUCUUCUACAUGAGGAAGAAAGUACAGAAAGACCUGGAUGACCAGGAGAAGCUGGUGUCCAGGUUUGGAUGGUGAACUCUGCUUUGCACUGUUGCAGGAAGUGGGAGUCACAAAGUCCAGCU
Megalops cyprinoides (Indo-Pacific tarpon) is the source of this 3639-nucleotide messenger RNA. It is a transcript of the gene pold1, whose product is annotated as polymerase (DNA directed), delta 1, catalytic subunit. NCBI's taxonomy places the organism in Eukaryota, Metazoa, Chordata, Actinopteri, Elopiformes, Megalopidae. Gene Ontology annotation, cellular component: delta DNA polymerase complex. The transcript has 28 exons. Gene Ontology annotation, molecular function: 3'-5'-DNA exonuclease activity; DNA-directed DNA polymerase activity; DNA binding. Gene Ontology annotation, biological process: DNA-templated DNA replication; DNA replication proofreading; base-excision repair, gap-filling. The record is from RefSeq and is a predicted model, not a curated record. The coding region runs from base 275 to 3592 and encodes 1105 amino acids.